This is a messenger RNA of Anoplopoma fimbria (sablefish), 3900 nucleotides long. RefSeq names its product fascin actin-bundling protein 1a (gene fscn1a). NCBI's taxonomy places the organism in Eukaryota, Metazoa, Chordata, Actinopteri, Perciformes, Anoplopomatidae. Gene Ontology annotation, biological process: actin filament bundle assembly; establishment or maintenance of cell polarity; cell migration. The transcript has 5 exons. Gene Ontology annotation, molecular function: actin filament binding; protein-macromolecule adaptor activity. Bases 178 to 1674 code for a protein of 498 amino acids. The record is from RefSeq and is a predicted model, not a curated record. Gene Ontology annotation, cellular component: filopodium; growth cone; cytoplasm.
CACACACUCACACACACACACACACACACACACACACACACACACACACACACACACACACACACUCCCACAAACAAAGAGAAGCGAGGCAGCACAGCAUCCCUCCCUUCCAGCCGCCAGCUCACUAGCAGAACCACCCCCCCCAUCCCUCUCAGACAGAACCGGUCCAGUCCGACCAUGAGCACUAACGGCGCCACUAACGGAACCAGCGACAUGCUGCAGAUCCAGUUCGGUCUGAUCAACUGCGGGAACAAAUACCUAACGGCGGAGACGUUCGGCUUCAAGAUCAACGCGUCCGCCUCGUCCAUGAAGAAGAAGCAGAUCUGGACUCUGGAGCAGAGCAGCGACGACGCCACCGGGAACGUGUUCCACCUGAAGUCACACCUGGGCCGGUACAUCGCCGCCGACAAGGACGGCAAUGUGACCGGAGAGAGUGAGACCCCGGGCUGCGAGUGCCGGUUCGUCAUCACGGCCCACGACGACGGCCGCUGGUCGCUGCAGUCCGAGCCGCACGGCCGAUACCUGGGCGGCACCGAGGACCGGAUCAUCUGCUUCGCCCAGACCGCCUCUGUGGCGGAGAAAUGGAGCGUGCACAUCGCCAUGCACCCGCAGGUGAACAUCUUCAGCGUGACGCGCAAGAGGUACGCGCACCUGAGCGGCAAGGUGGACGAGAUCGCCAUCGACCGGGACGUCCCGUGGGGGGUGGACUCCAUGAUCACGCUGGUGUUCCGAGAGCAGCGGUACCACCUGCAGACCUCCGACAACCGCUACCUGAGGAACGACGGCGCGCUGCUCGCCACCGCGGACAGGAGCACCGGGUACACGCUGGAGUUCCGCUCCGGGAAGGUGGCGUUCAGGGACUGCAGCGGCAAGUACCUGGCGCCCUCGGGGCCCUCCGGAACCAUGAAGUCCGGCAAGAGCGCCCGAGUGGGCAAGGACGAGAUGUUCGUGCUGGAGCAGAGCCACCCGCAGGUGGUGCUCACCGCUGCCAACGAGAGGAACGUCUCCACCCGGCAAGGUAUGGACCUGUCAGCCAAUCAGGACGAGGAGGGCGACCAGGAAGUGUUCCAGGUGGAGAUCUGUCGCGAAAACCGCAAGUGUGCGUUCCGGACCGCCGCUGGGAAAUACUGGACCCUGACUGCUAACGGCGGCCUGCAGUGCACCGCCUCCACCAAGUCGGCUAAUUGCUACUUUGACAUUGAGUGGCGUGGGAAGAGGCUGACUCUCCGGGCUGCCAAUGGGAAAUACGUCGCCGCCAAGAAAAACGGCCAGCUAGCAGCGACCAUCGACUCUGCCGGUGAGUCCGAGGAGUUCCUCAUGAAGCUGAUUAACCGCCCGAUCAUCGUGCUGCGUGGGGAGCACGGCUUCAUCGGCUGCAGGAAGGUGACGGGGACGCUGGACUCCAACCGCUCCACCUAUGACUACUUCACCCUGGAGUUCAGAGACGGAGCUUACAGCCUGCAAGACUCCACGGGUAAAUACUGGAUGGUAGGUAACGAGCAGUCGGUGGUGAGCAGCAGCGACACGCCCGUCGACUUCCUGUUCGAGUUCUGCGACUACAACAAGCUGGCAAUCCGCCACGCCGCCGACAGCAAGUACCUCCGCGGCGACCACGCUGGCGUGCUGAAGGCCAACGCUGACGACCUGGAGACCGCCACACUCUGGGAGUACUGAGGGAAGCUGCGAUGCUGAUGGAAAAAAAAAAAAAGUGUGGCAACGCGGCACAACCUGUCCUUACGUCUACCUAUUCACAUCUCCCACUCCCCCACCCUCCCAUUCCUCAUAUUAUAUCCUGUACUUAUGACUAUAUGUUGAUGAACUGCACAGAGAGAACAGGGAGGAUGGAAGAAGAAAAGGAAGGAGACACUCCUUUCUCCUCUGCCUCCCUUUCCUUCCAUUUGUCCCUCCAUCUUUUCUCAGCUCUGUUCUGCAGCGCCGACCUUUAUCCGUUGCCAUAGUUACCGUGGGGCUGCGCACUUUUUUUCUGCUCCGACCUGGUUCGCUGCUCAACCUGUCACUCUCUCUCUCCUCGCCUUAGGAUUGGGCCGUCCCUCUCCCAGAGCAGAGCAGAGCCACGUUUUAGGAGCCCCCCUCCUCUCUGAGUUUAACCCCCUCGUCUUUCUACUCGUCUCUAUUGUCUGUGUGAGCAGCACAUGGUGGCAGUAUUUUUUGCUAUCUGACCUGGUCUGCUAGAUCUGCUUCUGCCUGAUCUAAUUUCCCAAAACAGAUCCACAUCCGAAUAAAACCUGCUUCAGCUGCUUCCUGUUCGCUGGAUACGCAAGAUGGAGUCGGUGGGUCUGUCUUUGAGCAUUUGCAUCGUGUAGAAACAGAUUUUUCUUAUCUGACCAGGCCGAAUAUGUUUGUUUUCAUGAGCAGGCCCCGUUGCCUCUGUGUGAUGACUGUGAUAUAACUGGAGUGGAUCUGAUGAUGAUAAAGAUAUAGAAAAUGUUGUAACUUACGGGUUUAACCCUCACCCCUAUUCAUCUCAACUGUAAAAUACUCUAAUGUAAACCUGUUUCCUGUGUUGUUCUCUAGCUGUGUUCUCAUUGGACCAAACAGGAUGUAGGAAGUUAAAACACGUAAUCCCCUCUCCAAAAACUAAACCCCUAUUGUCCCAAGAACAGUUUAAAGAAAUUAAAAAUAGAAAUGGUGUGGUCACAUACUCUAUGUUUACUGCACUCACUUGUCAUACUGGAAGAAAAACCAGCACUCCCUGAUACACAGUUGGAUUUCUUUUUCUACGUCCAAGGCACAGACAUUAUCAUGGAAACAGUAGGUAACCAUAGUGACUGGAGAGAAAUGAUUUAUAGACCCUUUUUGAAAGCUGCUUUUUGGAUCCUUCAACCAAACCUAGACCUCAGCCUUUAUCUAGACCAAACCUUUGAUACUGGAUUAACAAACCGUCAUCUCACACACAGACACAACUGAGAAAACUGGAACCUGGUGCUACUAACUCAUGACAUCCUGUCAAACAUCUCCCACUGUCUGGACUAACAGAUGGUGAUUUUCUGCUGCGACGCUGCACACGAGAGCCUUGCCAUGUAACCAAAGGGGCUGAAAGAGUGCCCUUAAUAAACUUAUUCUGCUGCUUCUUUAGCUUUAAUUUCUGUUUGUAGCAUCAUGGCAACCUUCACAAUGAGGUGACCAAAUUGUUUUUGCUUUUGUUGGAUUAUUUAGUUCCUGACUUGUCAGUGAAGGUGGGGAAGGGAUAUGUUAAAAAAAAUAAAAAUAAUAAUAGUAAAGAAGCAGACUUUUAAUUUGUUGUCUUAUUUAACUGAAUUGUCUGUUAUGCAGUGGUGUAGCACAAAGCACCCAUGGGUCCUGCCCUCGUUGGUUCCCUACCCUUCAGCUUCCUCCAUAGCACAAAGCAGCAAUGGUUUCCGUCUACUUUUACAAUACAGCAAAGAUUACCUUGGCACUGGGCCCUUAAUUAUUGGGCUCUUCAAUCCAUCAUCAUCAUCCAGCAUUCCUCUGUGAAACUAAGUAUGGUUGUAGCCCCUUGGAAUGAUACACGAUUGUAGCCAGCUCCUCAAAAAGUCCGUCCAAUUUUCCCUCUGAAGUUUCGAGCGUUUUUUGCAUGAAGGGUUGAGAAUCUCAAGCGAAUAAAAGAAGCUGUUGUCCUCGGAGAAACCUGCGUCUCCAAGGGAACCGAGACCAAGGCUUAGACAAACGGAUGUGGAAGGGUAAACAUGUGGUAAUGACUGUGCCUUACUCUCGAGUUUUUGGGCAGUAGGAAAAUAAAAAGAUAAAAAAAGAAUCCACAUCUUUGCUUUGUAUAACUGGAACUUCUUUUUGUAUUAUUAUUUUGUAUAAUUUCUUUUGAUAUUGUGGAUUAACCUCUCUCGUGCCAUUGGUUCACCUGAAAUCCAACGACCAAUAAAACUGGGAUUUGGAACGCUA